UUCUUUGCUAUGUUCAAGUGUUCGCAAAUUCCCCUUCCAAGCAGCGCAUAUUCUCUAGUGCCUUCGCGAUCCCGGGAAACGCUUCGUAUGAUUAUGUUGGUAUGAAAUAUACAAAGUCAUGUUGCUCCCUGCUGAGGAAAACGUUUAGUAAUUGGCGGAGGCACGGGUGGUCUAGCCGUUGCAGCACGGCUUGCAGAAACAUCAUCAGUUGCCGUUGUCGAGGGAGGAGGUUUCUAUGAGGUAGAGAAUGGCAAUCAGAGCGUUGUACCUUGGUAUGCUUUGGCAAUGCCAGUGCUCUCGGUCUCCACGUCCUACCCCAGGCAGCCUCUGGUAGACUGGGACUUAAUCACUGAACCUCAAACAUCAGCUAAUAAUCGACGAAUUCAUUUCGCCCGAGGAAAGACUCUAGGUGGAUGCUCAGCUAUCAAUACUUUGGGUUAUCACCGUGGUUCGAUUGGCUCCUACCAAUAUUGGGCUGAUCUUGUUGGGGACCAAAGCUACACAUGGCCAAAUAUCCUUCCUUACUUCAAGAAGUCUACUACCCUCACGCCCCCUGAUCUCGCUAAGCGUAACGUCCAGAAUGCUACUGUCCUGUAUGAGCCCAAAGCUUUUGAUAACUCACUCAAUGGACCCGUACAAGUAUCUUGGGGUAAUUGGGUUGAUAUUACAGGGACUUGGCUCGCUCUGGGCAUGCAAUCAAUUGGACUUCCGCUCAGCCCAACCGGCUUCAGUAGUGGUAUCCUCUCCGGAUACGGAGGAUGGGUCACAUCUGAGAUAAAAGCAAAAGAUGCGACACGUUCUUCCUCGGAGGCAAGCUAUCUACGACAGGCCAUUGAAGACACAGACAUCAUGGUUUAUACACAUACUCAGGCGCAGCGUAUCCUCUUUGAUCAAGGAACCCCACAGAAAGCGAACUCUGUCUUGGUCUCCACCAAUGGGUACGAAUACAUCAUUUCAGCUAACAAGGAAGUCAUAUUGUCUGCUGGCGUGUUUCAUUCUCCUCAGUUGCUCAUGGUGUCCGGAAUCGGUCCCAAAGCAACACUUGAAGCUAACGAUAUCCCGGUUGUCGUCGAUCUCCCUGGCGUAGGACAAAACCUACAAGAUCAGAUAUUCUUCGAUGUGCUUAGCGGAGUCAACACACCCAAUACCGCUGCUCUCGUAGCAGACCCCACACAAACGGCCAAUUUACUUUCCAACUACUUCAACAAUGCAACCGGGCCUUACAGCUCCGCUGGUGGUUUCAUCGCAUUUGAAAAGAUUCCUCCAUCAAUGAGAAACUUCACAAAGCGGACGAGUGAUCUCCUGAAUACGAUUCCAGCGGAUUGGCCUGAACUCGAAUACAUUGUCCUUGCAUAUCCGAAUACGCCUGGUGCGAAUGCAACUACUGUUGGAGCCAUGAGCGGCACGAUCCAAGCCCCGUUUUCUCGGGGCAAUGUCACAAUAUCUAGCUCCAGCAUGUUAGAUCCACCACUGAUCAACAUGGGAUGGCUCACCGACCCCGCAGACGGUGAACUCCUAGUGGCAGCAGUCAAACGCUGUCGUCAAGCCUGGGCCAGCGAUGUCCUCAAACCCAUCAAAGUCGGACCCGAAAUCUUACCUGGCCCAGAUGUACAGUCAGAUGCUGAUAUCUUGGUGUGGCUACGUGGUGUAGUGGCUCCUGUUUGGCAUCCAAGCUCUACCUGUUCGAUGGGGAAGAAGGGGUUGUAGAUUCGAAGGCUAAGGUUUUUGGGGUCGAGGGAUUGAGAGUUGUGGAUCUCUCGGCGGUGCCGUUUAGUAUUCCUGGCCAUCCGUCUGGCUCGGUGUAUAUGUUUGCUGAGAAGAUUGCGGAUGUUAUUAAGAAUGGGGACUGACUUUGGCCAAAAGAAAGGAACAUAGUAGUCUGGUCAGAAGCUAAACCAAACGACUUUUAUCUGUUAAUUGAGACACUUGAUAUCAAAAACAAUACAAAUUAAGGUUAAGGAG
Messenger RNA from Mollisia scopiformis, 1962 nucleotides. Its product is annotated as FAD-linked reductase. The transcript is spliced from 2 exons. Bases 286 to 1707 code for a protein of 473 amino acids. Gene Ontology annotation, molecular function: flavin adenine dinucleotide binding; oxidoreductase activity, acting on CH-OH group of donors. NCBI's taxonomy places the organism in Eukaryota, Fungi, Ascomycota, Leotiomycetes, Helotiales, Mollisiaceae. The record is from RefSeq and is a predicted model, not a curated record. Gene Ontology annotation, biological process: secondary metabolite biosynthetic process.